Messenger RNA from Gossypium raimondii (Peruvian cotton), 2061 nucleotides. Its product is annotated as endoglucanase 5. Gene Ontology annotation, biological process: carbohydrate metabolic process. Lineage: Eukaryota; Viridiplantae; Streptophyta; Magnoliopsida; Malvales; Malvaceae. The coding region runs from base 23 to 1888 and encodes 621 amino acids. The transcript has 10 exons. The record is from RefSeq and is a predicted model, not a curated record. Gene Ontology annotation, molecular function: hydrolase activity, hydrolyzing O-glycosyl compounds; carbohydrate binding.
UGGCUUAACAUUGAGUUUAAUCAUGAACAACUUCAACAUUGUUGCUUGCCUUAUCCUGCUGGGAUUUCAGGCAGCCAUUGUUCUAGCCGAGUUUAACUACGGUGAAGCCCUUGACAAAACCUUCAUGUUUCUUGAGGCACAAAGGUCCGGUAAGCUACCGUUUGACCAGCGUGUCAAGUGGCGGGGUGACUCCGGCCUCAAGGAUGGCGCUCUUCAAGGGGUGGACUUGGUGGGAGGAUAUUAUGAUGCAGGGGAUCAUGUGAAGUUUGGGCUACCAAUGGCAUUUAGUGUGACAAUGCUUGCAUGGGGAACUAUUGAAUACAGGAAGGAAAUCACUAAUUUGAACCAAAUGGGACAUACUUUGUGGGCUAUCAGAUGGGGCACAGAUUAUUUCAUCAAGGCUCACACUCAACCCAAUGUUCUUUGGGGACAGGUUGGCGAUGGGGACUCUGAUCACUACUGUUGGGAGCGUGCGGAAGACAUGACAACUCCGAGAACAGCUUACAAGCUCGACGAGGCUCAUCCAGGUUCUGACCUUGCCGGUGAAACAGCUGCUGCUUUGGCUGCUGCCGCGAUAGCUUUCAAGCCUUACAACUCUUCUUACUCGGAGCUCCUCCUAGUGCAUGCCAAACAGCUUUUCUCGUUUGCAGAUAAAUUUAGAGGCUUAUAUGAUGAUUCCAUCCAAUGUGCUAAGCAGUUUUAUACAUCGUCGGGUUACUCGGAUGAAUUAUUGUGGGCUGCAACUUGGUUAUUCCGAGCAACCGGCGACGAGCAUUACCUGAAGUAUGUCGUAGACAAUGCUGUUUAUAUGGGUGGAACUGGAUGGGCUGUCAAAGAAUUCUCUUGGGACAACAAGUAUGCUGGUGUGCAAAUCCUUCUUUCAAAGGUGUUGAUGGAGCAAAAAGGUGGUACAUACACUUCGACACUAAAGCAAUAUCAGGCCAAAGCUGAUUAUUUUGCCUGUGCUUGUCUGCAAAAGAAUGAUGGCUACAAUGUCCACCUUACCCCUGGUGGCUUAAUGUAUGUACAUGAAUGGAACAAUCUGCAAUAUGCAUCAGCUGCAUCGUUUCUUCUUGCUGUCUACUCUGAUUAUCUCUCUGCAGCAAAUGCUAAACUUACUUGUCCCGAUGGCCAAAUUCAACCACAUGAAGUUUUAAAUUUUGCCAAGUCACAGGCCGAUUACAUUCUAGGCAAAAAUCCCAAGUCAAUGAGCUACUUGGUAGGUUACGGACCAAAAUAUCCGACCCACGUUCACCACCGAGGUGCUUCAAUCGCCUCAAUCUCUGUUCUUCCUUCGAUGGUGAGCUGCGUCCAAGGAUUUGAAGCCUGGUACCGCCGCCCUGAAACGGAUCCUAAUGUCAUAUACGGAGCUCUGGUGGGAGGACCCGACCAGAACGACGGCUUCAACGAUGAUCGGUCUAGUUACGAGCAAACUGAGCCUACACUUUCCGGGUCUGCACCUCUUGUCGGCCUUUUCUCUAAGCUUGAAAGCCUAUCUGGAAAUAAAGGUCCGUACCAUAAACGACCAACAACCGAGCAACCAUCACAAAAUUACCAUCACCAGGAAACAUCGGUUCCUAGCACAAAAUCUCCAGGCGUCCCACCAGUUAGGUUCCUUCACUCGAUAACCAACACAUGGAAUGUGGGGAAAACGACUUACUAUCGCCACAAGGUUGUAAUAAAGAACACAUCUGAAAAGCCAAUAACAGAUCUGAAGCUGGUGAUUGAAGAUUUAUCGGGUAAUUUAUGGGGUCUUUCUCCGACACCGGUCAAGAACACCUACGAGCUUCCACCAUGGCUUAAAGUGUUGAAUCCUGGUUCCGACUGCAGUUUUGUUUACAUUCAAGAAGGUCCUCAAGCCAAGGUUUCAGUUCUUAGCUACCAAUGAGUUUCAGUACCCCACCAACACUUCGAAUACAGUCCCAGAUACUAUAUAUGUUGUAAUAUUGUUGAAAUUCUGAUGGAAAAUUGUAAUUUACUUGCUUUGCUUUUCGGCCAACUGUAAUUUACUUGUUUGUAAUAUAAUUUUGAGGAUGAUUUUGAAAAUUACUCAAUUAAACA